GUACCUUGUAUUUAGAAAUAUCAAUGUAUAGAUAUUCUGACUGAACUAGUAUCAUAUUUAUUGAUUGGCUAUCGUCUGCAUGUGGGUAUAUAUUGAAAGUAAGUUAGACAGAAUCCUGGUAAUAAACAUUCACUGUACGGCGUACGCCGGUACGGCACCUCCCCAACUUUCCUAUUUAUCAUUACCGAAACCUGGACAAUUACCAAAACAACACAUCUUAGCCAUAAUGCAGCUUUCUUGUGCCUUCCUUCUGCUGUCAUUAGGCAGCCUCUACAAUCUAGGACAGGUGGUGGUGGCUCUGGACAACGGCCUUGCCCUCACCCCACCCAUGGGCUGGAUGCACUGGGAGAGAUUCAGAUGUAUAACCAACUGCACUGAACAACCCAAUGAUUGCUUGACGGAAGACCUUAUCAAGAGUCAGGCUGACAAGAUGGUGUCGGAGGGCUACCGUGAUGCUGGUUACGUGUACCUGUCCAUUGACGACUGCUGGAUGGCCAAGGAGAGGGACAGUAACGGGGCUCUAGUAGCAGACCCUGUCCGGUUUCCUAAUGGCAUCAAGGCUCUGGCUGACUAUCUUCACAACAAGGGUCUGAAGUUAGGGAUCUACGAGGACUUUGGUAAGGAAACAUGCCAGGGCUACCCAGGAAGUGAGUUCUACUUGGGAUUGGAUGCCAAGACAUUUGCUAGCUGGGGUGUCGAUCUCCUCAAACUGGACGGCUGUAACUCUGAUGUCAACGACAUGAAAGAUGGAUAUGAAGCCAUGGGUGGAUUCCUCAACAGAACUGGUCGUCCUAUACUUUACCUGUGCUCCUGGCCAGCCUAUGUACAGAAAAAUGCAGCUUUGUCUGACUACCCAGCGUUUCAGAAGACCUGUAACCAGUGGAGGAACUUUGAUGAUAUCCAGGACUCGUGGGACUCGGUGUACAGUAUUAUUGACUACUACGGAUCAAACCAGUAUAACCUGACCGCCUUUGCUGGACCUGGGUCCUGGAACGACCCAGACGAGUUGAUCGUGGGAGGUUUCGGUCUGAGUCCUAACCAGGAGAUGGUACACAUGGGGAUGUGGGCUAUGAUGGCGUCCCCCCUGUUUAUGUCCCUGGAUCUCCGUAACGUCAGACCAGAGUCCAAGGCACUUCUCCUUAACAAGAACCUCCUCACCAUCAAUCAGGACCCUCUGGGGAAACAGGGUCAACGACUUUGGAAGAUUAACAAAGCAGAAGUGUGGAACAAACCUUUAUCUAAACCGGGUGUGUCAGCACUGGCCAUUAUAAACACUGACAACCAAGGUGCCCCGAGGGUGUUCCAUCUUUCUCCAUCAGAAUUAGGACUACCACAGGCUGCCAAGUACAACAUGACUGAUGUGUUCACAAACAAACACUACGGACCUUUCAUGUAUAACCAGUCCAUACAGUUCACAAUCGAUCCUACCAGUAUAUUCAUGGCCAUUGCUGAUCCCUCUUAAUACUCCACAAAUGUAAUAGUCAUUUUCCUGUUGUAACAUCAACCCUAGCUUCCUUUGUGACCUCUGACAUCUAGAAAUCUUACUGAAUUUGAUGUGACCUCUGUUGUGGGUCCUAACAUCCCCUUGAAUGUCUUCUGGUAACUACCUUUGACUAAAACUAUUUUCUGUAACUGUCAUCAACCUUAGUGUUCUUUUGUAGCCUCUGAAAGAACCACUGUAAUUCACAUCUUUUCCCGCUCCAUGUUUUUUUCUCAUGAAUUAUGCCUUUAGGAUUUAAUAUUGUGGUAACUUGAACUCACUGUAAUAAGAUGCUAUUUGAACAUCAAUAUUAAAUUAUCUGUGAAAUUAACACAGGUGUAUUCUCAAAAGAUUUAAAUUGGACUAACUGCAAAUCAACACCAAAAUGAAUCUUUUGCAAAAUUGAAAUUAUUUAAAACCUAGGAGUUGUAAAGCAGGUCUUUCAAUUUUGAAUUAUAAAGAAAAACACAUUCCAAAAGGUACCAAUACCUCUUUUUUGUGCGUAAUAUUGGGGAUAUUUAAUGCGAAUUUACUUGUCAGAAAUGGCAAUUUAUGUUCAUAAUUAUUUAUACUCUCCACACAAUGGAGGGGAGUAUGGAGCAAUUGCUUUGUGUGUCUGUGUGUCAGUACAUCUGGGUGUCAGUACAUCUGUGUGUCUGUAUGUCUGUAUGUCUGUGUGUCUGUAUGUGUGUGUGUCCGUCUGUAUGUCUGUGUG
Mizuhopecten yessoensis (Yesso scallop) is the source of this 2195-nucleotide messenger RNA. RefSeq names its product alpha-galactosidase A-like. Bases 80 to 1462 code for a protein of 460 amino acids. Gene Ontology annotation, biological process: glycoside catabolic process; glycosylceramide catabolic process; oligosaccharide metabolic process. The transcript has 8 exons. The record is from RefSeq and is a predicted model, not a curated record. Gene Ontology annotation, molecular function: alpha-galactosidase activity. Gene Ontology annotation, cellular component: cytoplasm. Lineage: Eukaryota; Metazoa; Mollusca; Bivalvia; Pectinida; Pectinidae.